AUGGCGGGAUGUGCCUUGAAUCAACUACCCAUUGCUACUGUAAACUUGAUAGGCAGUGGCCAAGUUAUCGUAAGCGUCUACAGCGUUAUUAAAGAGCUAGUAGAAAAUUCUGUGGACUCGGGUGCAACUUCUCUGGAUAUAAAAAUUGAAAACUAUGGCUUGGAUAAAGUAGAAGUCUGCGACAACGGUAGUGGUAUUAAAGUUUCUGAUGUUCCAUAUGUUGCAAAAAGACACUACACCUCCAAGCUAACAAGUACAGAGGAUCUGAUGUCUUUGACAACAUAUGGUUUUCGUGGUGAAGCACUAGCUUCACUGUGUGCUGUAUCUGAUGUAACAAUUACCACAAAAACUAAAGACGAUGAUAUCAGCUACACUUACUCCAUUGAUCAUGAAGGGAAUAUAUCGGAUAAAAAACCCUGCCAUCUUGGAAAAGGCACCACUGUUACAGCUUACAGAUUAUUUCAUAACCUCCCUGUUAGAAAACAGUACUACGCCACAUCACAGCAUAAAAGAGAAGAUGUGAAAAAAAUAGAGGAUCUAUUAAUUGCAUUUGGUAUAAUCAAACCUCAGCUGAGAAUAACAUUUCGACACAAUAAAGACCUGUUGUUGCAGAAGUUGCCUCUAAAUCAAACCAAAGCUGUUAUUUCAGCUGUAUUUGGCAGGGAGAUUGCCGGACAACUGCUGUACCAAGAGAAAGAUAUUGAAAUAGAUGGACUGUCUGGUAAAAUAUCAGCCUAUGUGCCCAAACCUGGAUCUGAUGUUAAGAUCAUGUCACGGUCUACUGGAGAUAGAACUAUUUUAGUGGUUAAUGAUCGUCCUGUGCAAAUAAAGGAGCUCCUUAAAGUGGUUAAGCAUUAUUACAACAACUGCCACCCUUGUGAAACAGUUCGUUAUCCUGUGUGUUAUAUAAACCUAACAUUACCUGGCUCAAAUGUGGAUGUUAACAUUGAUCCUAACAAGACAACUGUACUGUUACACUCCCUGAAAGAAAUACAAAACUCUUUAGAGGAAUUACUUCUGAAGGUGUAUGGACCACUAGACAAUGUUCCACCUUGGCAUUAUAGUGAGAAAGACGUAUCUAAUGGUGCAAGUGAUAAAGAUGAUACCCAGAAAAUGGCUAAAACUGAUGCCUCACUUGACAGUUUAGAUACCAGUAUAGAAGACACAGCUAAUUAUAUGUCAGCUGCAAGUGCAGCAGAAAAGCUGUUUGAUCAAGAUAAAGAGUUCAGUUUUCAAACAGCCCGGGAAACAGCAGGGAGUGUUGUUGAAAUUUCAAACAACGCUAUACCCACCUUCAGUGUAACAUUUCACAACCAGCCAGAGCAGAGCCAUCAAUCCAACUUCACUGCUCAAAAAAAUGUUGAGCAUUGCCAAGUAGAUUCUGUGAAUCUGAUUUCCGAUGAUUCUUGGACCAGCACUGUUGAGAAAUGCUUGGAAACUACACAGUGUUUACAUUUAGAGCCCGAUAAAAAUGUGUGCAGUACAAAGCAAACUGAAGAAAAAGUUCCAGAAUUUGUAAACAGGAACUCUGAAAAUGGAAAGGAUGGAACAGAAAUUCAAGGUGCAAAGACAGACUCAACCUGUGAGCUGAGCGUAAUGGAGAACAGUUUAUCAACCUCAAGUAUCACAAGUGACUGGAGUAGAGGAAGUAUGUUUGUUGACACUCUGGGUCAGCCAGUACAGCCUGUGCAACUUUUAGCUCCUUCAUCCAAACAUCAUCCUGGGAAACAUCAGCUGCUGCAAGAAGAUAACAGCUUAGAAACUUCAGCAAAACGCAAGAAGCUUUCUUUGGAACAUAUUGAUGCUAACCAGUCAACAUUAGAUGCAAUGUUCAGCAGAUCUGAAGGGAUACCUGGAUAUAAACAGUUCUGUGUUGAGAAUAGUCAAAAAAUUUUAGAACAAGGUGCUAGUGAGAAUCCAGGGGAUGAGGACAUUUUGUUGAAGAAGGAAUGGGACAAAUUAAAUGAAGUUGAAAAAUCUAAGUACAGAGAGACAGAAAGGGAAAAAGCUAAAAGACUUGAUAGUGCACCCUCUGCAAUUAAACCAAAACUAUCAAAAACCUCAAAGCUAAGUGCCCGUGAUCAAGUUGCUGUGUUGGCAUCACAGAGCCAGGAAAACAAACCAAAGCGCAAAUUGAAAAAAAAGCAUUACUGUGCUGAGCGCAGAAUUAAUUUUGCCAUGCAUAAUUUGAGAGCAGCUGUUGAGAGAAAUGAUGCUCAAUCUGAAAGGAUUGUCUCCCUGCUUCCAUCAGUCAUUGGACAAACUAAAACCUGUGAUGUUUGGUUCUCCUGUUUCAAAAAUAAUCUUCACAUCGUCAAUAUACACAGACUCAGUGAAGUUCUUUUGUAUCAGAAACUGAAACAGACGUUUAGACUUGAGGCUAAUCCCUGCACAUCACCCAUUGCUCUUGAUUCUAGCAGGUUCAGUGAAUCGACUUGGUCCACUCUCAAACUUUUAGCCCUGUCAAGUAGAACAGGCAACACAUUUUUUUCUAUCACUGAUGAGCGACUGACUGCCAAUGGUUUUAGUGUCAAGUGUCACUUUGAUUUGCAAAACAAAUUAAGUGCAGAAUUAGUAGGAUUGUCUAAUAUAAUUCCUGCUUACUGUGUGUCUGACCUUAUUGAGGUUUUAGAAUUGAUAAACAGAGAUUUUAAAGUCACACUUGAAACUACUCGACCCACUAAAGUGCUUUAUUUCCUACAGGGAGAGGCUGUUAGAAUGAUGCAGCAGAAUGUGAGUGGAAAAACUAAGCUUGAUGUGCAGGAAAUGGUUGAACAGUUACCAGAUACCACAGCAUUGUGUCUGCACCACAGGCCUAUAUUCCAUCAUCUCUUUGAUCUGUCUCUUCUAGAGGAUGAUGAAACUGAAACUCUUUAAAACCAUUGGGUGAUAGAGUUAUAUCUAGAACAAUUGUUGACUGAUAGCAUUAUUUCAUGAUCAUUAUUUUUUGUAACACUUUGCAAAUUUACUAUUUUCAUAAUAAAAUGU
This is a messenger RNA of Physella acuta, 2988 nucleotides long. RefSeq names its product PMS1 protein homolog 1. NCBI's taxonomy places the organism in Eukaryota, Metazoa, Mollusca, Gastropoda, Physidae. Gene Ontology annotation, cellular component: MutLalpha complex. Gene Ontology annotation, biological process: mismatch repair. Gene Ontology annotation, molecular function: ATP-dependent DNA damage sensor activity; ATP binding; ATP hydrolysis activity. The record is from RefSeq and is a predicted model, not a curated record.